This is a messenger RNA of Rotaria sp. Silwood1, 513 nucleotides long. NCBI's taxonomy places the organism in Eukaryota, Metazoa, Rotifera, Eurotatoria, Philodinida, Philodinidae. The record is from the annotation of a GenBank genome assembly.
AUGCGUGAUCAAUUCUUUGAAACCAGUAUUAUCUAUGAACAGAAUAGGGACACUGAAGAAAUUAAUCGACUUCUCGAAAAAUGUAAAACUUUGGAAGUAGAAUUAGUUAAAUUAAAUUAUCCUUCAAGAGACACACCAUUUAUUGAAGUUAUACCAGUAGAACCGUCAGAACAAAUGGAUCAUAAAAAACUCAAUCAAAGUAAAACAGCAAAUGGAGAAUUUGAAAAGCCACUAGUACAAAAGAGUGCAACUGAAUCUUUGCUUGGCAGACGAGACUUUGACGUUAACUCAUAUUCGAACUCAACGUAUGCAACUUCAAAUCCAAUAAAUCAAAUAUCGGCGAAUACUUCUGUUCUUUCCACAAGUGAUAAUGAUUAUAAUAAUCCAAAAGCAUCGGGUAUUGACGAUGAUAAAUUGAACGAUAAAUGUCCAGUAUGUUACAUGAUAUUUCCACGUCACAUGUCAACAGAUCUUCGAUCAAUUCAUGUGGACAAACAUUAUGAGGAUAAUUGA